AUGGCUGAGAGCCUGAGUGAAGGCGUUGCGAGAGGCGUGGUGCACCUGCACGCUGGUCAUAAUUUGCAAUUUGAUCUGAUAGACACGGUUACCGAUUGCGCGCUCGUCUGCACAGCUUCCAACGCUUGGGACAGGGCGAGUGUGGUUAGGGUGGGAAGCAGCGGUGUGCGCAGGGGUAGCACUGUGCGGACUGCAGAGCGUGCGUUGGGUUGUUGCAAGAACAGCCUGUACAGCGGCGCGCUGGUGCAGGCAUGGCUGAGAGCCUGA
Molecule: messenger RNA, 267 nt
Organism: Eimeria mitis
Lineage: Eukaryota; Apicomplexa; Conoidasida; Eucoccidiorida; Eimeriidae
Exons: 3
Coding region: 1-267 (88 amino acids)
Source: RefSeq, a predicted model, not a curated record